UUUAAAGCCAGGUGCACCGAGUCAGCUCGCCAUGUCCAGAUCCGGGGACAGGACCUCCACCUUCGACCCCAGCCACAGCGACAACCUGCUGCACGGCCUCAACCUGCUGUGGCGGAAGCAGCUGUUUUGCGACGUGACCCUGACGGCCCAGGGCCAGCAGUUCCACUGCCACAAGGCCGUGCUGGCCUCCUGCUCACAGUACUUCCGAUCGCUCUUCUCCAGCCACCCCCCUCUCGUGGGAGGGGUCGGAGGCCAGGAUGGCCUGGGGGCCCCCAAGGACCAGCAGCAGCAGCCGCAGCAGCAGCCGUCACAGCAGCAGCAGCAGCCGCCGCCACAGGAGGAGCCCGGGACUCCUUCCUCCUCCCCCGACGACAAGCUGCUGACCAGCCCCCGGGCCAUCAACAACCUGGUGCUGCAGGGCUGUUCGUCCAUCGGGCUGCGCCUGGUGCUCGAGUAUCUCUACACGGCCAACGUGACCCUCUCCCUGGACACCGUGGAGGAGGUGCUGUCGGUCAGCAAGAUUCUGCACAUCCCCCAGGUCACCAAGCUCUGCGUGCAGUUCCUCAACGACCAGAUCUCGGUGCAGAACUACAAGCAGGUGUGCAAGAUCGCCGCGCUGCACGGCCUGGAGGAGACCAAGAAGCUGGCCAACAAGUACCUGGUGGAGGAUGUGCUGCUGCUCAACUUCGAGGAGAUGCGCGCCCUGCUGGACUCGCUGCCGCCCCCGGUGGAGUCGGAGCUGGCGCUCUUCCAGAUGUCCGUGCUGUGGCUGGAGCACGACCGCGAGACUCGCAUGCAGUACGCGCCCGACCUCAUGAAGCGCCUCCGCUUCGCCCUCAUCCCGGCCCCGGAGCUGGUGGAGCGGGUCCAGUCCGUGGAUUUCAUGCGAACCGACCCGGUCUGCCAGAAACUGCUGCUGGACGCCAUGAACUACCACCUGAUGCCCUUCAGGCAGCACUGCAGGCAGAGCCUGGCCAGCAGAAUUCGCUCUAACAAGAAAAUGCUAUUAUUGGUUGGAGGGCUGCCUCCUGGACCGGACCGGCUCCCCAGCAAUUUGGUUCAGUAUUAUGACGACGAAAAGAAGACGUGGAAAAUACUCACAAUUAUGCCGUACAACAGCGCCCACCACUGCGUCGUGGAGGUGGAAAACUUUCUGUUCGUGUUGGGCGGAGAGGACCAAUGGAAUCCGAAUGGAAAACACAGUACAAAUUUUGUCAGCCGAUAUGACCCCCGAUUUAAUAGCUGGAUUCAACUUCCACCCAUGCAAGAAAGAAGAGCCAGUUUCUAUGCGUGUCGGUUGGACAAACAUUUAUAUGUUAUUGGUGGAAGGAACGAAACCGGCUACCUGUCCAGCGUGGAGUGCUAUAACCUGGAGACCAAUGAAUGGCGCUACGUGUCCUCUCUGCCACAGCCCCUGGCAGCGCACGCGGGAGCAGCACACAACGGGAAAAUAUACAUUUCGGGGGGCGUACAUAAUGGAGAAUAUGUCCCAUGGCUAUAUUGCUAUGACCCCGUAAUGGAUGUCUGGGCUCGAAAACAAGAUAUGAACACGAAACGUGCAAUCCACACCUUGGCUGUAAUGAAUGAUCGUUUGUAUGCAAUCGGAGGAAAUCAUUUGAAAGGUUUCUCCCACCUUGAUGUAAUGCUUGUGGAAUGCUAUGACCCAAAAGGUGACCAGUGGAAUAUUCUUCAAACUCCCAUUCUGGAGGGUCGAAGUGGUCCUGGCUGCGCGGUGCUGGACGACAGCAUUUACUUGGUGGGAGGAUAUAGCUGGAGCAUGGGAGCCUACAAAUCAUCUACAAUAUGCUAUUGUCCAGAAAAAGGGACUUGGACAGAACUUGAAGGAGAUGUAGCAGAACCCCUGGCAGGCCCGGCCUGUGCCACAGUCAUCCUGCCUGCCUGUGUACCGUACAACAAGUAACACCAAGAAACCAUGGAAUGAACAGUAUCACAUUCUAGGAAGCAAUGGCAGGUGGCCCCACUAGGACAAUAGGAGCAAUGCAUUCUGAUGGUACAACCUCCAAAACCCAUCCUUGGUUUCUGGAUUUAUAAAAAACUUCAAAAGAAAGAGACCCCUUCUUGAAUAGAUACUGUGUCUGUAGUUCAGAUCACACCAAACUUCCUGUGAUGACAGACUCUUCCAUUUCAGACUGGUUUUAACUAGUCCCAGCUUUACGAAAACUCCUCACAUGGAUCUUAACUUGCAAAAGGAGAAAGAUAAAAUACAAAAGACUGGCCCCAGAGAGACCUAAGAUCAGUGUUGUGCAUUGUAGUCUACCUGCAUGUGAUCUAUGUUGAAGUUUUGGGGAUAUUGUGUUCAUGAAUGAUUCAAAAUUGGAACCACCAAAAUACACUGCAUUACAGAAAUUGCCACUUCAUUCUGUAUUCCUAUCCUUUGGCUACUUCACAGACUGUAUAGGCAACACAGUUAUUGAAAUUCACAUAAGAUUAAGGAAGGGCAUUUUCCUUUCUAUACAACUUAAUGUUAUGUACCUUCCGCUCUACCAGCACCUCAUGGGAUCAGAGAAGAGAAAGAAGUUGGCUCUUGUAGCAAGUGCUUUCUGUCCGAUAGGUUCCAGGCUGGGCAGAGUCAUUAUUCCUGUGUUCUCAAUUUUAUCUGAAGAUUAAAACAAAGUACCCUAUGUCACUGUUCAGUUAAAAGAGGUUUGCACUUUCUCAUUUUUUGUAGUAUGUAAGUAGUGAACACACAUGUUGUUUGCUUCAAAAGACAACACUGAAAAAUUCAGUCAUAAAAUAUUUUAGAGGUUCUGUAAGAUGACACUUGUGACCCAAACUUAAUUCAUAACAAAAUGAGUGAUUGCUUUCAAGAAUUCAGGGAUGAAAAGAAAGAAUAAUUUCUCCUAAGUACAUUCCCAGUUUUCUCUCUGUUUCUGAAACACAGAACUUACAAGUGCCACAGGAGCCAAUUGUAGCAAAAUAUUUCUCCCCUUCCUCAGUUGAGUUACCCUCAUUAUUCCCCCAACUCGCCAUAUUUCUUUUAUUAUCACCAGAGAUGCCUAAAUUCAGUUAAGUGAGCAAUUGCUAGUUGUCAUUAGAAGCAUGAGUAAUUUAGGAGCAGAAGGUCAGGAGAGCAUGAGAUAGUCUCGGUGUGGCCAACCAAAAGAGAAAAACUGGCAGGAACCCCAAUUUCAUUUUCAGGUUCUUUACUGGUUCUUAAGAGUUCUUUAGAGAACCUGAAAAUAAGGGAAAGCCACAGAGUAACAGAUUAACUCUGCUGUCUAUGCUUGAACAACUUUUAGAAGUUUUUUAAGAAGUCUCUAAUAUUUUUUCAAUCACUCAGAGAUAUUGUUGAAUCCCUUGAUAAAUGUGUCAUUCAAAACAAAAAUAAGGGAAAGCCACAGAUUAAAAAUGUCUUGGUGAUAAGAUUUCAUUGUGGAGAACAUUAAGGUAGAUGUGUGUACUGGAAUCCAACGCCGUUUCUACAGUAAAGUGCAAUCUUCAUUGUUUUGUAUUUAUUUGUAUGUUCAGAUCCAAAGGAUCCGUUGUAAAAAUAUAUAUAUAUAUAUAAAUAUAUAUAACCAGUGCAAUCAACUUUCAUUUCUUUUUCCUUGAAAACAUAUGACUAUAUAGAAAGAAAUAAAAGUUACAAUACUAUGUGGGGAAAUCCCAGCUGACAUCACAAAGAGAACAAGGUCUGCUUCAGAACCAUUUGUUGUCAAAUGUCACUCUUUCUUAUAAAAAUCACAAUUUAUACAAGAACAUUUGCUUUCCUAACUUAGAGUUGUUCUUCAUUUUAUUUUUUAUUUCUAGCCAAAACAAAUAAAGACAUCUAUGAAAACUAUAAGUAAAGCUUUCUGUAUUUCAGAAAGACAGAAACUACUAGAAAGUGAAAAGUAAAUAAAUACAUCACAGAGAAUGUAAAUUUUGUACAAUAUUAGAAUGUAUAAAUGAAGCUUGCUUGGAAGGGGAAAACUUUAAAUAAAAACUUUAUGUACUAA
Molecule: messenger RNA, 3959 nt
Organism: Nycticebus coucang (slow loris)
Lineage: Eukaryota; Metazoa; Chordata; Mammalia; Primates; Lorisidae
Gene: KLHL14
Product: kelch like family member 14
Exons: 8
Coding region: 32-1921 (629 amino acids)
Molecular function (GO): protein binding
Source: RefSeq, a predicted model, not a curated record